GUUGAUGACAAAAAGAAAGAAUUAAAUAACGUUUUUGAGUCUUGCACGCUUUUACAUGAUAUGUUGCGCAAAAUCCAUAAUGAAAUAACCUUUCAUGAUACACAAUCAGUAAAAGUUCAAAGU
Messenger RNA from Racocetra persica, 123 nucleotides. The record is from the annotation of a GenBank genome assembly. NCBI's taxonomy places the organism in Eukaryota, Fungi, Glomeromycota, Glomeromycetes, Diversisporales, Gigasporaceae.